GUGUAUAUAUCGAAUGUCUAUAAGAUGGCAAGAACCAAGCAGACCGCUCGUAAAUCGACUGGAGGCAAAGCCCCCAGGAAGCAGCUGGCCACCAAAGCUGCCCGCAAAAGCGCCCCGGCCACCGGUGGCGUCAAGAAGCCUCAUCGUUACAGGCCCGGCACCGUGGCUCUCCGAGAGAUCCGCCGUUAUCAGAAAUCCACUGAGCUGCUUAUCCGUAAACUGCCCUUCCAGCGUCUGGUAAGGGAAAUCGCUCAGGAUUUCAAGACCGACCUACGCUUCCAGAGUUCCGCCGUCAUGGCUUUGCAGGAGGCCAGUGAGGCUUACUUGGUUGGUCUGUUCGAGGACACCAACCUGUGCGCCAUCCACGCCAAGAGAGUCACCAUCAUGCCUAAGGACAUCCAGCUGGCCCGUCGUAUCCGCGGCGAGCGUGCAUAA
Messenger RNA from Chanos chanos (milkfish), 435 nucleotides. Its product is annotated as histone H3. The transcript has 2 exons. Bases 25 to 435 code for a protein of 136 amino acids. The record is from RefSeq and is a predicted model, not a curated record. Gene Ontology annotation, molecular function: DNA binding; protein heterodimerization activity; structural constituent of chromatin. Lineage: Eukaryota; Metazoa; Chordata; Actinopteri; Gonorynchiformes; Chanidae. Gene Ontology annotation, cellular component: nucleosome.